Drosophila takahashii is the source of this 1639-nucleotide messenger RNA. RefSeq lists its product as uncharacterized. Lineage: Eukaryota; Metazoa; Arthropoda; Insecta; Diptera; Drosophilidae. Gene Ontology annotation, molecular function: long-chain fatty acid-CoA ligase activity. The record is from RefSeq and is a predicted model, not a curated record. Gene Ontology annotation, biological process: long-chain fatty acid metabolic process; fatty-acyl-CoA biosynthetic process.
AGCAGAUCCUUUGAUAAUACAAAUGGCAGAUUUACCAGUGACAUACGAUGAAAAGGAAAGAAUUUGGAGUGGAGGAGAGUUCUCGAACUCUCUGUACAAGGAGGACUUGUCUUUGGGUACAAUAGUAUUUAAUACCCUAAGGAAUUCGCCCAAGAAUGUGUGCCAAAUAUGCGAUGCCGACGGAGUAUCGCUCACUUUUGAACAAACUCUCACAUGGGCUAUUCGAUUGGCCCAGUUUUUUAAGAGGAAGGGUCUGAACCACGAAAAUGUUAUUGGAAUCGCGGCAUUAAACUCAACUUAUAUACAACCUCUUGGAGUUGGCUGUCUGUUAAACGGAACACCCUUUCAUGCGAUGAAUCCAGCCUUGGAUGAAGGCACCACUAGCGCACUUUGCUUGAAGACCAAACCUGCCGUAAUAUUUUGUGAUGACAAUGUAUAUGAGAAGGUUAGAUCAGCAUCGAUUAAUUGGGAACCGGAAAUCUAUACGAUCACCGGAAAAGUUGAGGGAGUGCCAAGCAUUGAAGUCCUACUAGACCCCACAGAGACGGAAAAAAACUACCAACCGGAACCUUUGGUUAAAAUCGGAGGUCAGACCGUGGCCAUUCUGUGCUCCUCGGGAACAACUGGAUUACCAAAAACCAUUUGCGUUUCAGACAGAACUCUACUAUCUCCAAUUAAUUACAGUAGCGAUCUUGUUUUCUAUACGCCGAGCGGUCUGGAUUGGUUAACGGGCCUUUUGGUCUUUAUCGUUAGCAUUACCUGUGGGAGUACCGUUAUCAGGAGCAACAAGCCGGUCACACCCCAGUAUUUUGUUCACUUGGUAAAGAAGUACAAGAUCAGUGUAGCACUCGGGCCUCCGCCUCUAAUUUCGGAUCUGGUAUCUUGCCCAGAAGUCACGGCGGAAGCGAUGGAAUCCGUUAGAAACUUGGGCUAUGCCGGAGCUUCUAUUUCCUUGGCCACUCUGCAGCGAGCUCGAAAAAUAUUCAGAAAGGCAAUGAUAUCUUCUACUUAUGCACUAACGGAAUGCGGAAUUGUAACCAGGAACUUGACAAACAGCAAAAUAUCCUCUGUUGGCAGACCUUAUCAGGGCAUGAAGGUCCGUAUUGUGGAUGAGUUGGGCCAAAACCUGAGUCAUAAUGAAGUGGGAGAGAUUUAUGCCUAUUCGGGGCUGUCCUGGGGUGGUUUCUACGGAGAUCCCGAAGCGGCAAGUCACUUCCAGGACUCGGAGGGCUGGUUCCACACCGGUGAUCUGGGCAAUUUCGAUAGUGAGAACUUUUUGUACAUCGUAGAUCGCAAAAAGGAGGUUCUCAAGCACCAUGGUCUUCAGUACUGGACCCCCGAGAUCGAGGACGUUAUUGCGGAGCUUCCUCAAGUGCGCGAUGUGUGUGUUAUGGGCAUUUACAAUGAAGAUGUGGGCGAUGAGGCUGGAGCCUUGGUGGUGAUAAACGAAGGAUCCUCCAUAACUACCAAGGAGAUUCAGGAUCAUGUGGCUAAACGGUUGCCUGUAAUCCGGAAACAACUUCAUGCCGGCGUUCAGUUCACCAAAAAGUUGCCAACAAAUCUAAAUGGGAAAACAUUGAGGAAGGCAGCUCGUGAAGAAUUUUUAGCCAAAAAACAGCUGGAGAGUGCUCAAUUGUAA